Molecule: messenger RNA, 854 nt
Organism: Quercus lobata
Lineage: Eukaryota; Viridiplantae; Streptophyta; Magnoliopsida; Fagales; Fagaceae
Product: 40S ribosomal protein S27-2-like
Exons: 4
Coding region: 303-563 (86 amino acids)
Biological process (GO): translation
Cellular component (GO): ribosome
Molecular function (GO): structural constituent of ribosome
Source: RefSeq, a predicted model, not a curated record
AUUUCACAAUUUCAAAAUUUUUUCUAUUUUGUUGUGUUUGGUUAUUUAUGGGUGGCUGGGCAGAACCGAUACGUCGCCGUUUUGGGUGGACAACACUUUAAAUACGAAAAGAAGGUGAGGGGCCAAGAUGUAAAGGAGACUAAUCGGACGGCUGAGAGAAACCCAUUUGGGCUUUAUAUAUAUCAAACCCUUUAUUAGGGUUUCUCCUCUCUACUCUUUGCUCGCCAUAUCCGCAGCAGCAAUACUGUGAAUACGGCUCUUUCCACUGUGUCUCGAGUUCUCUCCUCGAAGCUUCUUCCAAAAUGGUUCUUCAGAACGAUAUUGAUUUGCUGAACCCUCCGGCGGAGCUCGAGAAAAGGAAGCACAAGCUUAAGCGUCUUGUUCAGUCGCCCAACUCAUUUUUCAUGGAUGUGAAAUGCCAAGGCUGUUUCAACAUCACAACUGUUUUUAGCCACUCCCAAACUGUGGUGGUUUGCGGUAACUGCCAGACUGUGUUAUGCCAGCCAACUGGUGGACGUGCUCGCCUCACCGAGGGCUGCUCUUUCAGGAAAAAGGGUGACUGAGGGCUUUAGCUCUGUUUUUCCCAUUACACAAUUAUGAUUAUGACAUUAGAAUGGUUUCACUUGGCGAUUCCGGUAUCGAAAUUGGGGCAUCAUUUUGUUUUGCUUAUGAUAUAUUUGUUUUGUUAGUACUCUUGGCACUUUGCAAGUUCUAGUUUAUGUUGCUCUUUUGGUUUUUCCCAACUGUAUUGGAUAUGGUUUUGUUUUAAGAUGAUAUAAUUUUUAACCAGUUUUGAGCUGUAUUUGUUUUGAAUCAUGUUUCACAUCCUUGAAUGAUAUAUUUGUGAUUCACAA